This is a messenger RNA of Penicillium verrucosum, 918 nucleotides long. RefSeq lists its product as uncharacterized. The transcript has 5 exons. The coding region runs from base 1 to 918 and encodes 305 amino acids. Lineage: Eukaryota; Fungi; Ascomycota; Eurotiomycetes; Eurotiales; Aspergillaceae. The record is from RefSeq and is a predicted model, not a curated record.
AUGAAGGCUACUGCGUCGAAGUUGUCCUUGGAUGCUGGCAGCCCUAUGAUGAAGCCGAUACAAAUUGUGUGGCAGGGUAUUGGCGGCGAGAUAGAUUCAAUUCAGAUUCAGUUCAGAUUCAGUUCAGAUUCAGUUCAGAUUCAAUUUACUUCCUCUCCCGGCCCAUCGGAUAUGAUUGUCAAGGGCGACAAGGUUGAGAGGUAUUUCCGGGCUUCGAACAUCAGAAAGGCUAUGCCUUCUUCGUUCCCAGGAAUUACCUCCCCUAGAUACCUCCAGACUAUCACACCGACCAGCGUGUCUGUUGAAUGUGGCACCGCAACAUCUGUGAUUGUCAACUGCGUGGAACAAAUAUCACUUCCCGGUGACCAGGAAAAGGAGGUGUGGUUAGCAGAAAUCAAUGGAGUUCGACGAGUACUAAAAUCAUGGAUACCUGACUUAGAUGCACUGUUUGACAAUGAAGCUGCUGUUUACCAUCGCCUAGAAACAGCCCAACCGCCUGGAUCCUGUCUUUUCCCCAAAUGUAUUGCACGAGGACAAGUCAUAUGCUCGAGUCUAUCUCCGGCAGGUUACGUGAUUACUAUGGAAUACCGGGAGGGGGAGGGACUCUGUGAUAUCUGGCAUAUGCUUAAUGCAGCUGAGCGAGCCCACGUUGAAAAUGAAUGUUUGAAGGCUAUCCACGCGCUUCGUGCCAUCUCUAUUCGUCUUGACGACCCUGGGAAGCAUAAUGUUCUAUAUGCAAGAGAGAGUAGGGCCGUGACUCUUCUCGAUUUUGAGGUUGUGGCGCCGCUUGCGACAAACACUCUCACUCCUACCUCCUACGAGAUGGGAAAAUCUCCAACACAGACGAAUAAGAUCCCACGAAUAAAACACAAGUACGAUGUCGACAUGCAAGAUCCUUCGUGGCUGGUAACAUUCUGA